Chaetomium strumarium is the source of this 495-nucleotide messenger RNA. RefSeq names its product Dehydroquinase. Gene Ontology annotation, molecular function: 3-dehydroquinate dehydratase activity. The transcript is spliced from 2 exons. The coding region runs from base 1 to 399 and encodes 132 amino acids. Gene Ontology annotation, biological process: quinate catabolic process. The record is from RefSeq and is a predicted model, not a curated record. Lineage: Eukaryota; Fungi; Ascomycota; Sordariomycetes; Sordariales; Chaetomiaceae.
AUGAGCCGCCGCAUCCUCCUGAUCAACGGUCCAAAUCUCAACCUCCUCGGAAGGCGCAAGCCACACAUCUACGGGAAAACAACGCUCGCCGAGGUAGAAGAGCAAGCACGCACUCAGGCCGCCUCGCACGGCAUCGAGCUCGAGACCUUCCAGUCCAACCACGAAGAUGGGGCGGUGCAGAAACCCAAAAUAUCUGUCAUCAUCAUCAACCCGGGAGCGCUGACGCACACAAGCGUUGCCGUCAGGGACGCUCUGCUGGGGGUUGAUAUUCCCUUCGUCGAGGUUCAUGUUUCCAACGUGCACUCGUGGGAGGCUUUCCGGAAGCAGAGCCACUUGAGCGGCAAGGCCGUGGCUGUCGUUCGUGGCAUGGGCGUCUAUGGGGUACACGGCGGCAGUUGAGUUUGCGGCGAGGCAUGCCAGAUUUGGAAGACUGGGAAUAGACAGCUCGGUCACUUCUUUACAUUCACCGGGUCGAUUAUGACCAGAUACUGUGGC